Molecule: messenger RNA, 1637 nt
Organism: Ruditapes philippinarum (Manila clam)
Lineage: Eukaryota; Metazoa; Mollusca; Bivalvia; Venerida; Veneridae
Exons: 5
Coding region: 160-1392 (410 amino acids)
Biological process (GO): double-strand break repair via homologous recombination
Cellular component (GO): nucleus; cytoplasm; chromosome
Molecular function (GO): nucleic acid binding; 3'-5' DNA helicase activity; ATP binding
Source: RefSeq, a predicted model, not a curated record
AAGCUUCCACGCGGAGUGAUGCCCUUUGAUGUGCCGCUUAUCUUUCAUCGGUAACCUAGAGAUACUUGUUACGCAAUCAUUUCAUUUGCACAUAAUUUAGAAGCGUUAACAGGUUCCGACAGUGUGACACUUGUUAUUUAAUCGUUAUAAUUACAAAGAAUGGAUAUUGAUGAGCAUUUCAAGUCUUUAAAAGCAAUAUAUCCUUUUAAUUUUGAUUUAAAAGAUGAACAAAAGCGCGUUAUUCAAGCCGUUAUGGAUAAAAAGGAUGCAUCAGUUCUGCUGCCUACUGGAUAUGGAAAAAGCAUGUGUUAUGUUGUUCCGCCUCUUCUUUUUGAUCAGAGAGAUCCUUCGAUUCAACACACUGCAAUGGUCGUUUCACCACUUGUCAGCCUUAUGCAAGACCAACAACAGCAUCUUUCUAAUAUUGGAAUUUCGUCGACGAUUUUGUCGCCUUCAGACGUAGGGGCAAUGCUAGACGUCGAGAAGAAACCCGUAUCGAUCGUAUUCUGCACACCAGAAGCACUACAGACAUCCGCAGUUCGAAAACUUCUCAUGUCGAAGACGUUUAACAAACGACUUUCUUUGCUUGCUUGUGACGAGGCACACUGUAUCUCUGAAUGGGGCGAAAGCUUUAGGCCAGAAUAUCGACAGAUAGCAAUAGUAAGGAGCCUGGUGGACGCUCCUCUUCUAGCCCUAACGGCAACUGCUAUAGAGCAGGUUCAGAAGGAUAUCUGCCAGUACUUGAUGAUAGACGACACUGCUGUCUGCGUUGCUAAACUGCCAGAUAGAUAUUUUUGUAGAUCAUACUCAGCUGUAUACGACAUUUGGUCAUGGCUCACCGAUAAUCUCGACAGUGAUUAUGAAUGUAGGAUUGUAGAAAUGUACCAUUCAAGUACAGAUGAAAGAAAAAAGGAAGAGAUUCUGAAUGAAUUUAAGAAGAGUGACAGUCAGAUCAGAAUACUUGUAUGUACUGUCGCCUUUGGCAUGGGUGUAGGCAUCAAUGAUGUCGAGAUUAUCAUACAUUGGGGAGCACCAAAAAAUACGCUGAUGUACUGGCAGGAAGUUGGUCGGGCUGGGCGUGAUGGAAGACCGUCAUUGGCAAUCAUGUAUCCAUUCCCUAGAUCUUUAAUGAAGACUAUAACUUCCGAAAAAAUGAAAAGUGUUGUCAGAUCUGAAAGUUGUGUGCGACAAAGUGUGUUAGACACGUUGAGAACGGCAGCAAUGACAGAAUCUCUUACUACAAGAGUUGUUUGUCCUGAUUUAACAUGUGAAAUUUGCAUAUGCUUAUCAUGCUCGUGCUGCUCUAAUUGUAAAAAACUCUGUAGUUGUAUUGGUAACUCAGAUAUUGUCAAAGACUUUUUGAAAAGAAAAUUAAAGAUACAUCUUUGCUGACAUGAAUGUCUUAUAUGUUAAUGUCACAAAUAAAAAGGUUGGUCUACGAUAUUCUUAUUCGUUUUGUUUCUUUAGUGUAAAUCUACAGCUGUCUAAAUAAUCAAUGACUUAUGUUUUUCAAAUAUGUUAGUAAUUUUGGAAAGUGGUACUGCUAAACAAUGACAACAAAGUUGUUUUUAGUGAAAACAACUCUUUUUCGGUUAAAAUACUUAUACAAUCAAUUUUUAAAGUUUUAAACAGUCAGG